Plectropomus leopardus (leopard coralgrouper) is the source of this 1608-nucleotide messenger RNA. RefSeq lists its product as uncharacterized. Gene Ontology annotation, molecular function: protein binding. The record is from RefSeq and is a predicted model, not a curated record. NCBI's taxonomy places the organism in Eukaryota, Metazoa, Chordata, Actinopteri, Perciformes, Serranidae.
AUGCUGCACGUCUCGGACGGAGCGAUGCUGUCGAGGCUGCUGGGACUCCUCGUCCUCUCCUCCCUCUGCUCAGCCAUGCUGCUGCCGAAUAUGAACGAUACCGCCAGGGACGAGCUCAACUACUCGCUCCGCAGUGGAAACAUGGGCAUGUUCCCCGGAGACGUGCCGAUGGAUCCAGAUGACAUGCCGAUGGAUCCAGAUGACAUGCCGAUGGAUCCUGAAGACAAGUACCCCAAAAACAUGCCGAUGGAUCCUGAUGACAUGCCGAUGGAUCCUGAUGACAUGUUCUCCAGCGGCAUGCCGAUGGCACCCAAUGACAUGGCGAGGGCGGGCCAAACGUGGCCACCUGACAGCAACAUGACUUAUAUUCCCGAGAGGCCCUGGGACAACAACCCGAUGCCCCCCGAGUAUGAUCCAAACAUCUGCAAGAUGAUGAUGAACGGGGGGACGCCUGUCCACCAGCUUCCUUAUUACUGCCUCUGCUCGCACUGUAAGGGCACCGUGGGGCCCAAAGGAGACCGUGGAGACUGGGGCCCUCCAGGUGCUCCUGGGAGUCCGGGCAUAAGAGGACUGACGGGGUACCGUGGUCGACCAGGAUUCACAGGCCGCCCGGGGACAAAGGGUCAGAAGGGAGAGCUGGGGGAGAAGGGACAGCUCGGAGCUGCUGGUUACACCGGGAUGAAGGGCGCACGAGGCUUCAAAGGAGAAAAAGGCGACCGAGGAUUGGACGGUCCACCUGGAGCACUGGGCCCUCAGGGAGAAUCAGGUACAUGCCCUGCCUCCUGCGACAGCUACCAGGGUCCCCCGGGUCCACAAGGGCCCCCUGGACCAGCUGGGGCCCGGGGCCUUCCUGGGGUCAAGGGAAUUAUGGGAACCAAAGGAAUGAAGGGAAUGAAGGGUGACGAAGGUAGGCGCGGCGACCCCGGGAUGGACGGCCACAAGGGCGAUCAAGGUGAGCAGGGGAUGUGCGAGUGCGCAGACGGGGCCAACGGCGCUGAUGGGACACCGGGAAGAGACGGCACUAAAGGGGACAAAGGGGACAUUGGUGUCCAGGGUGUGCAGGGCCCCAUGGGACUAAAAGGCGACCAGGGCCCCAUAGGCCUGAUGGGGGUGCCUGGGCACUGCUCCCCGGCCAUCCAAUCAGCAUUCUCCGCAUGUAUCACCGAGUCCUUUCCUCAUUCAAACUGGCCCGUUGCCUUCCCAAGAGUCCUCACAAACCGGCAGGGGCACUUCAACCCCGACAUGGGCAUCUACACGGCGCCCUUCAACGGCACCUACGUCUUCUCCUUCUACUUGGCGGUCGCCCACAGGAUUCUUAAGGUCGGCAUGUUCCUCGAGCACAACCCCGUAGUGAUAGCGACAGAAACGUCCCACCUUUCCACCACCAGCCAGAGCGUCGUCCUGCACCUCACCGAGGGCCAGCGGGUGUGGCUGCAGGUGAAGAGCAACACCACCAACGGCGUGUACACCGACUACGAGAGCACCGGCUCGUUCUCCGGAUAUCUGCUGUACCCCGACUCCUGUGAUCUGCCCUUUUUCCGAGAUUAUUCCCCCUCUCCAUCAAUGAAUCCAGAUUACCCGUGGCCCACCAAAGCCCCUCCGUCAUAG